CAACCUCAACCGCGUAGCUUCUACUUUGCCUCACUCUCACCCAUCAUUUUAUAUAAAUCUCUUCUCAUUCUCUACUUCCUCAAUCCAAUCCUCCACUCUUCUCUACAGCUAUUGUGUCUUCGUCAAUUCUGUUCAUAUCAUCAAUUCUAUCAAUGGCCUCUUCUGUUUCUGCUAAUUUCUUUCUCCAUCUACUGUUGUUUGUUUCUCUGUUCCAUUUCAACUUAGCAGCGAGGCUACUCACUCAUUCCACUGAAACCCAACAAAACCUUCUGUUUCAGUACCACAAUGGGCCUCUUCUUACUGGCAAAAUUUCUAUUAAUUUGAUCUGGUAUGGUAAGUUCAAGCCUUCUCAACGCGCAAUUGUCUCUGAUUUCAUUGCCUCCCUUUCUUCUCCUAUGUCCGCCAUAGCCCAACCCUCUGUUGCUACUUGGUGGAAAGCCACCGAGAAAUACUACCAUCUCAUCAAAUCUCAUAAAGGUUCUCCUCUUGCCCUCUCUUUGGGUACCCAGAUCUUAGACGAGAGCUAUUUAUUUGGCAAAUCGCUCUCCAACAAACAAAUUCUUCAAUUAGCGUCAAAGGGUAGCCAAAAAGAUGCUAUUAAUGUGGUUUUGACUUCAGCUGAUGUAGCGGUUGAUGGGUUCUGCUCUUCUAGGUGUGGCACUCAUGGCUCUUCUAUGUCUGCUAAAAAGAUCAAUGGCAAGAACUCCAAAUUUGCGUACAUAUGGGUUGGUAACUCAGAGACUCAAUGUCCGGGUCAAUGUGCUUGGCCGUUCCACCAGCCUAUUUAUGGACCACAGAACCCACCACUGAUUUCCCCCAACAAUGAUGUAGGUCUUGAUGGUCUUGUAAUCAAUUUGGCUAGCCUUUUGGCAGGGACAGCCACCAACCCGUUCGGAAAUGGUUAUUACCAGGGUCCGAAGGAAGCUCCUCUGGAAGCUGCAUCGGCUUGUCCUGGGAUAUAUGGCAAAGGAGCCUAUCCUGGUUAUGCAGGGGAUCUCUUGGUGGACUCAGCAACUGGUGCUAGCUAUAAUGCACAUGGUGCCAAUGGUAGGAAAUACCUGCUUCCUGCUUUGUUUGACCCUUCAACCUCAGCCUGCUCUUCUUUGGUUUAAAGAACACUAGAUAUGCCUCUACUUGUUUGUAGCUUUUAGAUAAUUUAGAGAAAAUUAUUUGAUUCUUUAUAGUAUCAAGUAUUAGCAUCAAAUAGGCAAAAGAAAAUUCUUUGAUUCUUUGUACUUUAUCAAGGAUUAGCAUCAAAUAUGCAAAUUUGUCACCAGAUAAUAUGAAUAAAAUUCAGUUAUUGAUCUUGCAAA
Messenger RNA from Manihot esculenta (cassava), 1313 nucleotides. RefSeq names its product protein PHOSPHATE-INDUCED 1. The record is from RefSeq and is a predicted model, not a curated record. NCBI's taxonomy places the organism in Eukaryota, Viridiplantae, Streptophyta, Magnoliopsida, Malpighiales, Euphorbiaceae. Bases 153 to 1112 code for a protein of 319 amino acids. The transcript has a single exon.